CCUCCUCUUUACCAGCCACCGCGCGUGCUGCUGGGGCCGACGCUAACACCCGCAUACGGAGUGCGGACCGCGGGAGUGUCGCUGCGCGCACCCUCGGUUAAUUUUUCUCCUGGUAGCCCAGCCUACGUUUCCCCCCUCCUGGCGAAGAAAAUAAUAGUGGCUUUUGGAGCUCUCUAUACUAUACGUGUUAGAGCCCCCUCCUCUUUCUCUCAUCUCUUCAGGAAGCUACAGAUAAUUCCGGAAUAUGGUACCUCUCCGUGUUAAUGCCAUGUGACAAGGCUUUUCAUCAUUUCUUGUAUUGACUGUCAAAAGUCGCUGCUGGGUUUUGUCAAGGUGCUCUGCCUGUUGUGGUGGUUAAACGGUGGCUAGGUGAAGGAACAAUAAAAAGACAGCCUUUGGGAUAAAUGGAAGUUUUGGCCGUUGGCUUGCUCCGUUGAGGCUGCUGCUGCUGCUGCUGGUGGUUUGGUGAUUGGUGCAGGGGGAAACUGCGUCGCCAGGUCUGAGAGGCUGGGGAUCUCGAGUCAUUAUAACAGAACCUGCUUUUCAAGAUAACAAGGUUUCCUCUCACGUUAUCAAAUGAUUACAGAUUUAUUCCUUUAAAUGAGCUGCCACAACCUCCAGCCCGUCAGCUCGUUUUAACGCGUCGGCGUUUGGAUGCGGUUUGUUUUCUCCACGGCUCAACGUCUCUACUCGUCCAGAACAUGAUUUAAUGUUGGGAGGAAUUUCAACAGGGCACCAGUCUAUGACUACCCAGGAAUCUCUUCCUCUUUUCAUCUACAGGCAAGCAUUACACUCUCAAGAGAACACAUAAAGACAGAGAUCACCGGGAAUUUCCUUCACCACCUUACAGAUGGACUAAAAAAGGAAGCUUCUGUUUUCGGGAUUUUAACUCAGUUUGCUCUCGCGCAGAGAGCUGUAGUUUUUCUCGGUUUCUGGGGGAAAAUAUUUCUGGACAUAAUGAAAGUUAUAUCGGCUGUGUUGCUCGUUGCCGUUUUUUGGAGCCAGGAGUGGAAGUCGACACUCUCGGAUUCAAUCAUUCACAUCGGUGCCAUCUUUGAUGAGUCAGCACGGAAAGAUGAUGAGGUGUUUCGCCUUGCUGUGGCGGAUCUCAAUUUAAACAACGAGAUUUUGGAGACAGAGAAGAUCACCAUCUCUGUGGAGUUCGUUGAUGGGAACAACCCUUUCCAGGCUGUGCAAGAAGCCUGUGAGCUGAUGAACCGUGGAAUCCUGGCUCUGGUCAGUUCAAUUGGCUGCAUGUCGGCAGGCAGCCUUCAAACUCUAGCUGAUGCCAUGCACAUCCCCCACCUCUUUAUCCAGCGCUCCCCAGCGGGAACACCCCGUUCAGCCUGCCCACCGACCAGUCGAGUCCCUGGAACAGAUGACUACACCUUAAUGGUUCGCCCACCUGUCUAUCUCAAUGAGGUCAUCAUGCAAGUGGUAUCUGAGUAUAGCUGGCAGAAGUUUGUUCUCUUCUAUGAUUCUGAUUUCGAUAUCCGUGGCAUUGAGGAUUUCCUUGACAGUACUUCUCAGCAGGGGAUGGAUGUAUCCCUUCAGAAAGUGGAAUCCAACAUUAACAUGAUGAUCACGAGUCUGUUCAGAACAAUGCGUGUGGAGGAGCUGCAUCGCUAUAGGGAUACACUACGCAGAGCUGUGUUGUUCAUGAGCCCAGCUACGGCCAAAGCGUUUAUUACCGAGGUGGUGGAGACAAACCUGGUGGCCUUCGAUUGUCACUGGAUCCUGAUUAACGAGGAGAUCUCGGACUAUGACUUGCAGGAGUUAGUCAUGAAGUCUAUCGGUCGGCUGACGUUGGUGCGCCAGAUGUUCCCAAUGCCCCAGAACACAACCCAGCGCUGUGUCAAACACAACCAUAGAAUUAACACUUCCCUCUGUGACCUUAAAAACCCAAAGGCUCAGCAGCUAGAGAUCACCAACCGCUACAUCUAUGAUACAGUCUUACUGCUGGCCAAUACCUUCCACAGAAAGUUGGAGGACAGGAAAUGGCACAGCAUGGCCAGUCUGAGCUGCAUCAGGAAGAACUCCAAACCAUGGCAGGGAGGCAAGAGUAUGCUGGAUACUGUCAAAAAGUUCGGGGUGAGCGGCCUGACCAGUUUCUUGGAGUUCACUGACAACGGCACUAACCCCAACAUCUUCUUUGAAAUCUUGGGCACAAAUUAUGGAGAAGAUAGAGGACGGGGAGUCAGUAGGCUAGCCACAUGGGACCCAGUUCAUGGAUUGAAUGGCACUCUGACAGACAGAAAAUUGGAAAACAACAUGAGGGGAGUUGUGCUACGAGUUGUCACUGUUCUGGAGGAGCCGUUUGUAAUGGUGUCAGAGAAUGUUCUUGGGAAACCAAAGAAGUACCAGGGCUUUUCCAUCGAUGUCCUGGAUGCUCUGUCAAACUACCUGGGCUUUAAGUAUGAGAUCUAUGUUGCUCCAGACCACAAAUAUGGCAGCUUGCAGCCUGAUGGUCAAUGGAAUGGACUGAUGGGCGAAUUAGUCUUCAAGCGAGCUGAUGUGGGACUUUCUGCCUUGACCAUCACGCCUGAGCGAGAGAGCGUUGUGGACUUCACCACACGCUACAUGGAUUAUUCUGUGGGCGUUCUGCUGCGCAAGGCUGAGCGCACAGUGGACAUGUUUGCCUGCCUGGCACCCUUCGACCUGUCACUGUGGGCGUGCAUCGCAGGCACCGUGCUCCUCGUUGGCAUCCUGGUGUACUUGCUCAACUGGCUCAACCCACCUCGGCUCCCCAUGGGAUCUGUGUCUUCAACAACGCUGUACAACUCCAUGUGGUUCGUGUACGGCUCGUUUGUACAACAAGGUGGAGAGGUGCCUUACACCACCCUAGCUACAAGGAUGAUGAUGGGGGUUUGGUGGAUGUUUGCUCUAAUUGUCAUAUCCUCAUAUACUGCCAAUCUAGCAGCUUUCCUCACAAUCACGCGUAUAGAGAAUUCUAUACAGUCUCUGCAAGACUUAUCCAAGCAGACAGAGUUGCCUUACGGUACAGUGUUGGACUCUGCAGUUUAUGAUCAGGUGCGCUCCAAGGCAAUGAACCCCUUUGAAAGGGAUCCCAUGUACUCCCAAAUGUGGCGGAUGAUUAACCGCACAGGAGGAGGCGAUAAUAACGUUGAGGAGUCAAAAGAAGGCAUUCGCAAGGUGAAGUAUGGCCGGUUUGGUUUUGUGUGGGAUGCAGCAGUGCUGGAGUACGUUGCUAAUAAUGAUGAGGAUUGCUCCUUCUACACCGUCAGCAACAACGCACCAGACCGUGGAUACGGUAUCGCCAUGCAGCACGGCAGCCCCUACAGGGACAUUUUCUCCCAGAGAAUCUUGGAACUCCAGCAGAACGGUGACAUGGAUAUACUAAAACUCAAGUGGUGGCCCAAGGACAGCCCCUGUGACCUCUACAGUUCAGUCCAGACACGACAGCGUGGCAGUGCCCUUGAUAUCCACAGCUUUGCUGGCGUUUUCUGCGUCCUGGCUGCUGGCGUGGUGCUUUCCUGUCUCAUUGCCAUGGUGGAAAGCUGGUGGUCACGAAGGAAGGGAUCCAGGGUCCCCUCCAAGGAGGACGAUAAGGAGAUCGACCUGGAGCACCUACACCGCCGGGUUAACAGCUUGUGCACCGAGGACGAAAGCCCCCACAAGCAGUUCUCCACCUCUUCCGUCGAUUUAACACCCCUUGACAUGGAUGCGCUACCUGCUGCCCGCCAGGCGCUUGAGCAGAUCAGCGAUUUCCGCAACACCCACAUCACCACCACCACCUUCAUCCCUGAGCAGAUCCAGACCCUAAGCCGUAGCCUCUCUGCCAAAGCCGCCGCUGGAUUUUCUGCUGGUUUCAGUAGCGGUGGCAGUGGCGGGGGUGUCCUCCAGGACCACCGGACUGGUGGGGUGGGCCCUUUCAGGCAGAGGGCCCCCAAUGGUGGCUUCUUCCGCAGCCCCAUUAAAACAAUGUCCUCCAUUCCCUACCAGCCCACAGGUCCAGGACCCAACUUUGGCUAUGGCAAUGAUCCAGACAGGGGCACCUCCAUAUGAGGAGUUGCUAAGGUUGUUUCAGGAAGAAGAGUUAUAUGCAGGAGGAGGCGAGGUGGUUCUAGUCAGUCAUAGGUGGUAGAACAGAUAUGAUGUGGCUAAGUUCGAAAGUCAGAAGGUGGAGAUCUGUGUACAUAGGAAUCUUUCUGUUUUCAGUUUCAGCUGGGGUGUUUCCAGGGGUGUCUAUUUUAUACAUGGGGAAGUCAAAGGAGGUGGAAGUCUGUUGGGGUGUUCCUCAUUUGUGCAAACCACGGUGGUGAGGUGCAAGAGGGGAAAGGGUGCGGGAGGGGGCUUGACUCUUUGCUUUAUUGUUGUUGUUCUUGUGAUUGGGGGAUUAUUUUUGAGAUGUGUGUGAAAGGGAAUCUUGUUUUUUUUAUUGUUUCAGUUUUAUGACAUGGGAUCUGCCUCAUGUUACGGGAUCUGAUGAAACAACCUGACUCCUAUUACUAUCUAAACUCCCGUCUCGGAGGGUUUAGUUUAUACUAGUUCAGCUCCAGGAAAUACUCUUAUAUUCUUGUUAGCUCCAGGGCUGUCAUUUGUGGAUGACUGGUGAUCUCUUUAGCCAUGAAACAACUUCAAGGGGGCUUCUACUACUAAGCAAUUAUGGGGCUGUUAUUUUGUGAAGGUAUAUAAAACACAUAUACUUUUGUCAGUGGCCCUCGGAAUACAUACAGUACACAGCCCGUGUAGUGUUUUGAAAAGGCCCCAACUCAAUGAAUAUUGGAAGAAUCCACUUCGCCAGUUUAACUCUGCCUUUUCACGCUGUUUUCUCUUUUCUGGUGGCGUUUCACCAAUACCUGGGGCUCUAAAUCUGUAAUCAUCUCCAAGAUGGUGUCCACACUGUGGCCUGACUAAAGAGAAGGCUGAACACAUAGCGACACCUUCCUGGUGCAUCGAUCUGGAAACUGUUGAAAUGCCAUGACAGUGCAACAGUAUGACACUGUAGAAAUUGCCAGUUUGGUGCAUCAAUCUUAAACUACUUCUGCCAUUUUUUUUUCUUUUUUUUGGUGCAUCAGCUUGAAACUGUUUUCACCAUUCUGAUGCACAUUAAACUCUUUGUCAAUCCCACUGCACUGUACCAGUGCCCACAGACCUGUAAGUGAUUGUAUGUAGAUCUGACCUUUUCUUUUCUCACCUGUACUGUGCUAUCUGCUUUUCAAGUCAAGGUGAGAUCCUCUAAUCUGACUCUAAGAGGUAUAGUAAAAAGCAGCUUAAAAAAAAAACUAAAAAAAACCCAUAAAGGACAAGCUGAAAGACUUCAAAAAGCUUAUGCUUAUUAUAUGUCUUUUAUUGAAUUUUGUUUUUGGAAAAAAAAAUAGAUUUUAAUGCGUGGAAUGUGUUUUGGUCAGGAAGUACAAGAAAAAAAUUAACAUUGUUCUAAGCUGUCUAUGUUGUUUUUUUAUUUUUCAGCAAAUUUUGAAAAACUGCUAAAUGAGUGCUGUAGUCUCUGGUUUUGCAUCAUUAAGUCAUUCAGACGUUUGAUUUUUGUUUUUUCUUUGUUUUGCUUACUUUUAGUGCUACCAUGGCUCGGGUGUUUAAAAAAAGAUAAAAUGUCACUCUGUAAUGUCAUCAAGUUCAUGAAUCACUUCUUAUCAGGUUCAAGUGGUGAAAUGGAGUUUUAUUUUGUGUUGAGGAGAAGCCAUUGCAACAGCAUCUUCAGUGCAGGCCUUACGUGACAACUAGUUCGCUGUAACCUCCCAGCUUCCAGUUAAACCCAAUAUAUCAGUGUACUGGGACUAUUUAAGAAGAACAGAUCAGUGGUUGUGCUGCGGGUGAUGGGAAAGUUAUGAAGAUCCAAAGGCCAUCACAACUCAAUGGCUGCCUUUUGCGAGACGAGUCCAAAAUGCGGUUCUGUUUCAUACUUUUCAUGUUAAGGGUACUGUUUAUAUAACUUUUUGUUUGUGUGUCUGUUUGUUUGUUUGUUUUUUUAAGUGCCAAUUAAUUAAAAUGAGACCAUUAAGGUGCAUUUUGGGGUGGGGAAUGGUACACUGAGAGCAUUAAAGGAAUAUUUUAUGGGUCACGGGAGGGGGGUGGGCGGGGUUGGUAAAACGGAACCAAACCUUUUUCACUAACGCUGUAUUAAUAAUUGAUAACGAUAGUUGUUUAGAACAAGUUUUCAGUUUGUUAUCUUAAAGAACUAAAACUGCAAAAUGUUGUGUGUAGAGAAUUCAGUCACGCCACAGUGUUUUGAAGCAAGCGUUCUUAGGCAUUCUUUUCUUAUAUUAGGCUACAGUAUGGCUAUCGAAUGACAAAUAGGACACAGACAUUUAAAAAUUUUUAUUUAGUAUAAACGAAAGAGACAUUAUAAAAAUGUAUAUUUUACAUGUCAAUGCUAUUUUUGUUUAACAAAAAGAAAAGAGUAUAUCACAUUGGGCUUUGGUGUUGAGUUUGAGCAGUCACAUUGCUGCAUUUGGCUUUUCCCUUGUCUUGCCCAUGGUAAACAUGAACACACACGAACCGUUUGCUUUUCUCAUGUCAUCCUGAGUUCAUUUUAUUAUUUGCUAGCUAAAUAACGAAAAGUGGCAAGUUCACUAAAAAGAAAGCAUGCACAAACUUGCUGUUUUGCUAUCUGUUAACAUUUUUAAUUUCAUACAUAGAACUACAGGAUUUACUUGAUAAUUUUCAAAAAUUUAUGAUGUACAGUAUUUAAUAUAGGCCUAUUUUGUUGUAUGUGUUGCAUAUUAUUCAAAAACCGAACAAACUGGGGCCUCUGUUACAAGUGGCAAAGCUUUCUGUGUAUAAUUUGUCUAAUAAACAGGUUUUCUACAGUG
Molecule: messenger RNA, 6794 nt
Organism: Maylandia zebra (zebra mbuna)
Lineage: Eukaryota; Metazoa; Chordata; Actinopteri; Cichliformes; Cichlidae
Gene: grid2
Product: glutamate receptor, ionotropic, delta 2
Biological process (GO): monoatomic ion transport
Cellular component (GO): membrane
Molecular function (GO): ligand-gated monoatomic ion channel activity; signaling receptor activity
Source: RefSeq, a predicted model, not a curated record